AUGUAUAUGAGUAGAACUCACAGCAUUACACUAUGCUCAGGGGAUAAUACUCACAGUGAACACUAUGCAGUGGGUAGUACUCACAGUGAACACUAUGCAGUGGGUAGUUCUCACAGUGAACACUAUGCAGUGGGUAGUACUCACAGUGAACACUAUGCAGUAAAACAUUUUGAUCACAUGCAGAAUGCCUCAGUGAAAUAUCAUCACUCUGACCCAAAUUCAACGCAGAAUAUUUAUGGGAACGUUACCGUUGUCACGGCAUAUUUUGAUCUGGGAACAUUCAGAAAAGGACCACCAGGACAAUAUUUCACUAGGAAGUUGUACUUUGACUGGGCCAAGACAUUUCGAUACCUAAACAACUCAUUGGUAAUCUACACGGAUUCUGAAGAUUUCAAAAUACACAUGUUCAAAGUAAGAAGUGAAUCCAUAAAGCAUACAAAUAUAUUUCUCAUCGAAAGAUCGUCGUCAUGGGCUUUCCAAAAUAUUGACACAAUACAAAAGAUAUUCAGUGCAAAGAGUUAUCCGAAACAUUAUCCGAAUACGGUUGUUCCAGCGUACGCAUGCGCACAACAUGCUAAGUUUGACAUGAUUGAACGCGCUGCAAAGUUCAAUAUAUUUGGUACAAAAUAUUAUAUGUGGUUGGAUCUUGGGUAUUUCCGGAAUCGUAAAUCAGAAAAUGCAUUUUAUUUGACCAAAUCAAAGGGCUUCGUUGAUUCAAAAAUUGCUGUGAAUCUUGUAAAUUCGAAACUACCACUUACGUCACAUCCUGAAGACAUUAUAAAGAAAAAUCUUGUUUUGUUUGGUGGCGGUUUGGUUUUUGGCGAAAAGGAGCAUGUAACCAAAUUUACUGCCCAGUUCCGAAGAGCUGUAGAGCAUUUCUUGUUAAAGGGAUUGGCAAACACUGACCAACAAGUUGUUUACGCCAUGUUUUCAAUGGACAAAAGGAAGUCGUUAAAACCGGAAGUAGAACUACAAAUUUACAGGUCUCCGCAUGAAAACGACUGGUUCUACCUUGGAAACACUAUAAUUAAGGAAAUGUUUUCAUUAUUUUAAUCAUGCUGAUCAGUGUAAAGGGCAUACAAAUGCUAUUAAAAAUAUGACCUCCUUCAGAUGACUUCGGACUUUAAAAGGCUGUUUUAAAUCGGUUUAAAAUAUAUGGUUUUCAAACAGUGCUUUAAACUAAACUUGGAGAAAAGGCUUUGGAGCUGGCCCCGACAAAUCCGUCGGUGAAAAAAUAUAGGAAUUGUAUGUAUGUUCGACUAACUGUUGGAAUUAAUUAUAACAAAAUCAUUAAAGCAUAUCUUCUGUUGAAUAUUCGGAAAAUAACAAGAUCGUUUGUUCCGAAUGGAAAGUACACAGAAAUAGUUUUAUUUUGUCGCACAGGGGGACAUAUUAUGCCUUUAAUAGGUAUGAAUGUAGUUGCAUUUACCAAAAAAAAACAGUUUAAGAACGAAAUCGCUUAAAAGAAGCUGACAUAUCGUUUGUCAGGAAUUUAGCUAUCUGCACUUGGAUCAUGGAAUAUUGGGCUUGAAAAGGACCGUUUUGGAUUCAGUUCCUUCUUUUUUCAUAUAAACA
This is a messenger RNA of Mercenaria mercenaria, 1575 nucleotides long. RefSeq lists its product as uncharacterized. The transcript is spliced from 3 exons. The record is from RefSeq and is a predicted model, not a curated record. Lineage: Eukaryota; Metazoa; Mollusca; Bivalvia; Venerida; Veneridae. The coding region runs from base 1 to 1053 and encodes 350 amino acids.